Messenger RNA from Camelina sativa (false flax), 898 nucleotides. The record is from RefSeq and is a predicted model, not a curated record. Lineage: Eukaryota; Viridiplantae; Streptophyta; Magnoliopsida; Brassicales; Brassicaceae.
UUUUUAUAAUAUGAUGCAGAUUGUUGAAUAAAAACAUAACUAUACAUAAUUAUUUGAAAUUAAUACAAAAUACAUAGAUAAUUUACCAAUUCGAACGAACAGUCAGAAUAUAAAUACUUGAAUCACAUAUGGUUUUAAGGUAAAGGUCUCAAUCGGUGAGCUCUUCUGAAAGAUCUCAAUCGGUGAGCUCUUCUGAAAGGUCUCAAUCAAUGAGCUCUCCUGAAAGGUCUGAAUCAAUGGCAUCUUCAUCUUCUGAAUCUCGCAAUGUCCUCAAAAUACAUUAUAAAAAAAAAGUCGUAGGGGAAGUCGAUCUCUUCACGUACAGGAACUAUGAGGGUCUCGUAAAUGCUCUGUCUGAUAUGUUUGGAGGAGCAACAAUUAAGUAUGGCUAUGUAUCUAGUGAUCACUAUACGUUGACGUAUAUAGACAACGAUGAGGAUUGGAAGACGGUCGGAGACAUCCCUUGGCACGAUUUUCUGAGUACAGCUCAAAAAUUGAUCAUUAUGUGACCGGAUCCUUGAUCAGAAGUACCACCCGACAAUACAUGCUAACGAAACCCCAACCAACCACUUUACAACUCUUCAAAUGAAGUGAACCAUUAUCUAAAUAUUUUUGUAUUACAAAGUCAACUUAUAUAAUUUAUAUAAAUAAAAACUAUACUUUACCAACUAUUUAAACAAUACUCGUCUCUCUUAUUAUUAGUCAAAUGUGUAAUUAGUUAAUAUUAAUGAGGGAGAUGUGAGUUCAUUACUUAUAUAACCAUUCAAAAUCCGUUUUGGAGAUGUGAGUUCAUCUUGAACACAUCAACGAGCAGACAUGAUAGAAUCUCUCGUCUUGUUUUUGUUAUCUCACAUAAUAAACCUAGAGAGUGAGUGACCCCUUGGGAACAAAAAAAAAA